CGCAGAGUUUAGAUUUUAAUGAACUUACAAAAACACAUAUGAAUUUAUAUGCAUGUACACAUUCAAGAAGGACCAAAGAACCCAAGACUCGGAAGGGGAGAAAGAAUGCACACUGCCUGCUCAGCGAAUCUCAAAAGAGGAACUAAGAGUCGCAUGACUAUUGUUCGCAUGACUAUUGUGUUGCAAGUGUAUCCGUUACUAUUGUGUUGCAAGUGUAUGGAAAAACCCAGAUGGUCUGAGAGAUUGGGUCACACAGCCAGUAUAAAUAAGGCUGCUUUUUCAGUGUUAGUUGUUGCAUCUUGCUAGAAGAUUUUUGCGUGCAUCCGUGAAGGUAAUCAUUCUUCAGUCCAGCUUGCUGGAACAUAUAUUGCUUUAACUGCUUAGCUGUAUGAUGAUAACUUGACCUGCUCAUAGAAAGACAAGGCUAGUUAUUCAUUUGAUAUUUGAACUGUGUAUGUUAAGAAAAACUUUGUGACUGAACCACUUAUACAGGACUGCCCUGUUAAGUUGGGAGAAACUGAGGUAUUAUAAUCUGUAACCUUUUCUUUUGUUGCUACUAUUAACAAUCAUUGUGUAACCAGUGUUAUUAUCGUUUGUAUAAAUAAAUUUUCAUUUUAUAAAGAUAAAAGUUGAAUAGUUCUUUGCCUCGGGUCACAAUACCAGUUCCAUAAGCAAUAGUAAGAGCAUUAGAGCUACCCUUGCGAGGGCAAGAGGUCACCAGGACUCCACGGAAGCAUCUCCACGGAGGGGUCGACAAUCCUAACCAAAAGCCCGAACCGCCAGAUACAAGCAAAAACCCGUUUAAGGUAGGACAGACAGUUUACAUCCUACUUAAACGCAAAGAUCAAAGAUUCAGGGCAAAAACAGGGACUGAAGAUAAGGUAGUCGAGUUAACCUCCAAUACUACCGUUAGGUUGGAGGCGAACGGGAUUUGGUCAAUCCGAAAUCUGGUGGGGAGUAAAGAUUGUGUAUAAGAGCAUGAAUCAAUUCAGUACAGCCAAAGUGUCGUUCCAGCUGGGCGUGAAGUGUCCAGCAGAGGGCGUCAUAGUAGUGUGUAAGGAUUUGAGUGAUUCAUUCUUGGUGAAGACAUGGCAUAAAGACUGUCAGGAGGGAACUCCGUCAGUUAGGAGGAAGCCAAUUGACUGUGUGUUCUGUAGCAAACAGGACGUUUGCAGCCUGCUCUGGGAGGGGCCGAGAGAGAUACGGGAAAGUCAGGCGUGGCUGAGAGCUCAGCUGACAAUUUUGCCCAAAUGGUUCAGCACAGAUAGGUCCAUUGGGGCCUGUGCGGUGGGAGACGUAACUGUAUGCGGAAGCUGUCGAACGCAAAGGCAGCUAUGGAGUAUAUGGCAGUAUGAGCUAGCCGUAGGUACUUGUGGAUGCAACACUUGUACCGACUGUAGAUUGAAGUACAAUCUACGAGGUCAAGAAUGUAAGUGUACUUUAAAUGACCUAGGUGAGCUUGCAAAAUGUGAGAGAUGCAAGCUGAUGCUGAAGAAACGAUGGUUAAAAGUCACCAGUUUCAAGGGUGUCUGGCAAACUAGAAAAAGCGAAACAAGCUUGGGAUGUUUGGCCAAAGACAAGAUCAUGGCGGAAUGGGAUGUGAAUCCAUUGGCCUUGAUCAGCAACACGGAGAAAGCUUUCUUGUGGGAAAGGUUGCUGUGUUCAGGGGGACCGGUUCCAAGAGAUUCGGAUCCGUUAGUGAAAGGUGGGGUAUUAGAUGUGACCCUAGCCAGAGACAGCGACCUAGACCUUUGGAAGGAAGUCAUAAGAGACCCAGUGUAUGAGAAGGGGCACCCGGUUAGUUAUAAAACCAAAGGGGUGUAUAAAGAAACAAGUAUGCAUGAGAUGAUUACUGACUUGAUUAAGGAAAUGUCUUUUCAGGAAGAGUAUCCCAUUUACAUGCCCAGAGAAUAUAGCCAUUAUGUCAGGGAAACUUCUCUGACCGUAAGGGCUAGAUCACAACAGACUUUUGUAGGGACAGAUAGGGUGAAGAUUAAAAUGGGCCUUGGCAACAGAAGUGAGUUGUGGGAAUUCAGGGUGCAUUUGACCACUACAUCCGACUUUCUCGGAGUAGGGAAGGCAAUAGAAGGGGUCAAACUUAUCAGAUCAAGCAUAACAAAACCCAGCUCACUGAGCAGAAUGACCAUCUGGAUCAGACAAAAGCUAGGGAAAGUUUAGGUUGAUGUAUGUCUCUGUGUCUGUUGUGUGUUUUACAGAAGCAGGAUGGUGAAACAGCGGAAACAUCUGAAAAGGAAGUACCUAAAGCUGCAGAGGAAGCGAAGCAGCUUGGGAAUCGGGCUGUUGUCAGCGCUGACUAUGCUGGGAGCAGCAUUGUUAAUACUGGGUCUGGGAUUAUCAGUAGAUAACGAGACAGAAGUGGUUAGCGUAUCAUCCUGUUCUGUUGUUGAAAAAUUAGUGUUAAAAAUAUGCUAUAAGCAAACAGUAAAUAUUGGUGGGGUGAAAUAUGGCUCAAAAAUGAUAAGGGACAUGUUUAAAGGAAUGAUAGAACAUAUAGACAAAUCAUUUUGGAACUGUACAGGGGCUCGGAAAAUAAGUGCUUCAAAGGGGCCAGCUCUUUACGGGGGUAAAGUAAUCAAGAAUAGUACCAGGUGGAGAUGGAAUAUUCUCGACGGUCAUAAUCAGACGCACGUAAAGCUAAAGGGCCUAAAGUACAAUCUCACUGAUAUCACUAAUUUGACGUUUAGUAAGCAUGUGUACAAAAUAUGGAAUAGUCCUGUACUCCAGAUAACUGGGGUGCAGCAUUGGGAUUGUCUGACCAAGGAAAUUGUUACGGAGCAUAGUAAUAAAUGGUUGGGUAAAACUGUUGGGGAUCAGUCGAUAGAGAUUGAAAUUGAUAAAGUUCCAGCAGAUAAAAGGCGUAGCGGUAGAUCUGCCCCAGAGGGGGCAAAUUAUCGGAUCACGGACCAAACAUGGAACAAUGAAGAUAAUUCAGAACCAGUGCAGCAAAGUUAUUGGCCCAAGGGCCUGAAUCCGCACGUUUUAAUUGUUGGAGUUUAUAAAAAUAAACCUAAGCCGGCCUAUGUUGAAUUAAAUUGGGUAACGUGCGAGCAGUUGGUCAUGCCUAUUGGGAUGUGUGAGAGGCGCAAUAAGUGCCCGUUGCUGACCAAGAACAAAUUUGUAAGUAGUAAACCGGAAAAUCAGUUUUGGUACAACAUUGACCAGCAUUGCAGAACUGAUUAUGGUAAGACAACCGCAUGGGUGUGUUAUCUGAAUAGCACCUCUAAAUGGGACUAUAAGGAAUUCGAAAAGCACGGUAAAGAUAUUAUUAACCUGUGGCAUGAUUGGAUGUUGCUACAGGAUCCGAGUAAUGACAUGGUGAAGAGGGAAAGUAGGCGCGAUACGUGGACGAUCAACGCCACCUUGUGGGCGAAUGGGGUAGGGGGUAAGAGAUUGCAUCCCCUGACCUUAGAUUAUGCGCCCAGACCAGGUCUGUCGAUAGAACUGGCAAAUUACUCGGGCAUAAUGGACUAUAUCUUGAGUAAUGUGACUAACCAGCAAUACAGGUCCGCUCUUGCCCUGUACUGUAUGGGUUGGGACGGCGUUCAUCGGAGUACCCAUACAAAUCAAGGUAUUUGGGCGAACCAUAGUGAUGCUGCUAACAAGGGGACUUUAAGAUGGAUUGGACUUUCUAACCUUAUGUAUAGGGUGUGGGAUGUUUUUCCAGUGGUAAUGGGGCUGGAUAAGACAACGACGCGUACUGUAAGCUGGAGGUCGUUCCAUAAUCAUCCGGCUAAUAAGAGUAUAUUCCCGAUCGUGUGGACAAUAUGGAAUAAAACCGUAGGGUUGCAAACCAGAACGUUGGCGCAUGGUUUUUGGAGUAGUAAAUAUUAUUUGCCGAUGUUGAAACCUUCAGAAAGGCGCGGUGCGACGAAAACUGACUAUAAAAUUCUGAUGGCCUCGCCCAAAUUUGAUAUCAAAGACAGUGGCUCAUUCUCGAGACAUAGUCUGAGGCCUGAGGACCAUGACCGUGAUGAGGUGAAGAAACGGUCAAAUGUCUGGAACAUGGGUUUGGGAAAAUUUGUGUACAGGCAUUGGGAUGAGGUUAAGUAUUUGUGGAUACCCGCGAAAGAGCAAUAUUGUGACAUGGAAAUGUUUAAUUCAUGGAAAAUUAAAACCCCAGGAAAUAUAUUUAGUCCUAACAUUACGUGGAUGCAUGGAGAUGAACAUGUUU
Pimephales promelas (fathead minnow) is the source of this 4192-nucleotide messenger RNA. The record is from RefSeq and is a predicted model, not a curated record. NCBI's taxonomy places the organism in Eukaryota, Metazoa, Chordata, Actinopteri, Cypriniformes, Leuciscidae.